AUGAUCCUGAAACUGUGUGUAAUAACAUUAGCCUGUGGUUUAGUAGGGGCAUUGGAUAAUGGACUUGCUUUAACACCACCUAUGGGCUGGUUGUCAUGGGAGCGCUUUCGCUGCAAUGUUGACUGUCAGAAUGAUCCAGAUAAUUGUAUCAGUGAAAAACUGUACAUGAAAAUGGCUGACCUGAUGGUGUCUGAAGGCUACAGAGAUGCCGGCUACCAGUAUGUAAACAUUGAUGACUGCUGGCCUGCUAAAGAGAGAGACAGUAAUGGGAGAUUAGUGGCAGACCCAGUCCGCUUCCCUAAUGGCAUUCAAGCUCUUGCCAGAUAUGUUCAUUCAAAGGGCCUUAAGCUGGGAAUCUAUGAAGACUUUGGCUCUAAGACAUGUGCAGGGUAUCCAGGUAGUGAAUUUUACUUGGAGACUGAUGCCAAGACCUUUGCUGAAUGGGAAAUUGACAGUCUCAAGUUUGAUGGCUGCAAUUCAGAUCCUGCGGAUAUGCCUUAUGGGUAUCCUGUGAUGGGCCGCUUUCUCAACAUGACUGGCCGGCCAAUACUGUUUACCUGCCAAUGGCCAGGCUACAUGUAUGGAGCCGGACUUAAGCCUGACUAUGCUGCUGUGAGGGAAACCUGCAACCAGUGGAGAAACUAUGACGAUGUGCAGGAUAGCUGGGGGUCUGUUUUGGAUAUCAUAGAGCAUUAUGGCAAAGAUCCUGGCAACUUUAGUGCAUAUGCAGGCCCUGGUGGCUGGAAUGACCCAGACGAGCUUGUGGUUGGCGACUAUGGUCUGAGCUACUACCAGCAGAAAGCCCAGUUUGGAAUGUGGGCCUUGUUUGCCUCUCCCUUGAUGAUGUCAUUGGACCUCCGUUCUGUGGAUCCUGCAGCCAAACAACUGCUUCUAAACAAAAACAUCAUUGCCAUCAACCAAGAUCCGCUGGGCAACCAGGCUGUUCGACUGUUUGGG
Molecule: messenger RNA, 957 nt
Organism: Candidula unifasciata
Lineage: Eukaryota; Metazoa; Mollusca; Gastropoda; Stylommatophora; Geomitridae
Source: the annotation of a GenBank genome assembly